Molecule: messenger RNA, 928 nt
Organism: Oryctolagus cuniculus (rabbit)
Lineage: Eukaryota; Metazoa; Chordata; Mammalia; Lagomorpha; Leporidae
Source: RefSeq, a predicted model, not a curated record
UGGCCUCCCCCUCCCGGGCAGCCUGACUAACCAGCUGGUCCAGGCCCGAGGUCCGGGGAGGGGCGGGGGCAGCCAGAGCAGCCCCUGAGGCUUCAGGCGGUCAUGAGGCUCCUGGGAAGCUGGCCUGGCCUGUGGCUACUGAUCCUGGCGGGACUGAGCUGGGUGCUACUGUGUCUCAGCCUGGAGCAGAUCCCCUACACGCCGCAGAUGACCGCCUGGGACUUGGAAGGGAAGGUCACGGCCACCACGUUCUCGCUGGAGCAGCCGCGCUGCGUCUUCGACCGGCACGCCGGAGUGGCCGGCACCGUCUGGCUCGUGGUGGCCCUCAGCAAUGCCUCCAGGGACUUCCGGAACCCACAGACACAGGCUGAGAUCCCGGCCUCCCCACAGCUGCACACCCACGGCCACUACAUGACGUUGCCCCUGUCGCUGGCCCAGCUGCCCUGUGAGGACCCCCCGGGGGGCGGUGGCCCUGUCGCCCUGCUGCGGGUGGGGAAUGACUUCGGCUGUCGGCAGCGGCUGUACUGCAAGCCCGCUCCCCGGCCGGGGCCCUACAGAGUGAAGUUCCUCUUGAUGGACGCCGGUGGCUCCCCGGUGGCCGAGACCAGGUGGUCGGACCCCAUCACUCUGCGCCAAGGGCAGGCCCCGGGCACCAUCGACACGUGGCCGGGACGGCGCAGCGGUGGCAUGAUCGUCAUCACCUCCAUUCUUUGCACCCUGGCCGGCCUCCUGCUGCUGGCCUUCCUGGCUGCCUCCACCGUGCGCUUCUCCAGCCUGUGGUGGCCGGGCGAGACCCCUGAGCAGCUGCGGAUUGGCUCCUUCAGACAGACGCGCUACGCGACCCAUCACAUCCCGCCCAGCGAGGCUGCCACUCUGCCCGUGGGCUGUGAGCCGGGCCCGGACCCCCUCCCCAGCCUCAGCCCCUGAG